This is a messenger RNA of Rhinolophus ferrumequinum (greater horseshoe bat), 645 nucleotides long. RefSeq names its product protein POLR1D-like. NCBI's taxonomy places the organism in Eukaryota, Metazoa, Chordata, Mammalia, Chiroptera, Rhinolophidae. The record is from RefSeq and is a predicted model, not a curated record. The transcript has a single exon. The coding region runs from base 89 to 457 and encodes 122 amino acids.
CUUCCUGCUUCACUCGCACGUUUCGCGGUAUGGGGCAGAGCCUCUCGUCCGCCAGCACCACCUGAGGAUCCCGGAAGCUGCCCCAGCGAUGGAAGAGGACCAGGAACUGGAGAGGAAAGCAAUAGAUGAACUGCUUAAAGAGGCAAAACGUGGGAAAACGAGAGCAGAAACAAUGGGAGCUAUGGGUUGGAUGAAGUGUCCUCUCGCUGGCACAAAUAAAAGAUUUCUAAUCAACACAAUUAAGAAUACACUGCCCUCCCAUAAAGAGCAAGACCCUGAACAAAAAGAGGGCGAUAAGGAACCUGAGGAAAGCCAGAACCAGAAAGAAGAAAACCGGAAGAAGCACAGAGCCCACCCUUACAAACAUGGCUUCCGAGCCCGAGGCACAUCCCGUCAUUCUCCACCGAGGGAGCGGAGCAGCCAGGACAAGUACGAAAAGCGGUCAAACAAGCGAUGAGGCAGGACGGAGUGUGAGCAAGACUGUCCCCAGCCAUGAGUGGUGUUAUUUCUGGGACUGGGGCUGUGCAGAGAGGGUUAUCAGGGACAGGCCUUGAGUUGGCAGAGCAAACAUCUAAGAGUGAUUUUUUUAUAGUAGGUCCUUUGUUGUGAAACACGCAGAAAAUGACCUAGAAACUCUCCAGGGAA